CACCACAAAUCUCUCCACCCAAAACCCCUUUCUCUUCAUUCUCCCCGACAACCUCAGACUUACAUAGUAACAAUUAUUGUCCCAUGGCUUCCAAAACCAACACAUUAAUUUCCCUUUUUCUAGUGCUAAACCUUCUAUUCUUCCCUCUUUCCAGCGCCUGCGGAACAUGUCCUAGUCCGAAACCCAAGCCAAAACCUAAGCCCAAGGGUUAUUGCCCUAAAGACACCCUAAAACUAGGUGUUUGUGCGGAUUUGCUAGGAGGGUUGCUCGGCAUCACCAUCGGAACACCGCCCAAAACUCCAUGCUGCACUCUCAUCGAAGGCUUGGCCGACCUUGAGGCUGCCGUUUGCCUUUGCACGGCCAUCAAAGCCAAUAUUCUGGGCAUCAACCUUAACGUGCCGCUUUCUCUUAGCUUGCUUCUCAAUGUUUGCUCCAAGAAAGUUCCCAAAGGCUUUGUUUGUGCCUAAACUACUACACGAUUUGUCGUUGUUUGCUUUGAUUGUUGUGAGUUUGAUGGGAUCUUGCUGUGCCCUUUACCACAGCUUCUCUAAUACUGCAUUUGAUGGUAACUUCUUGUUUCCUGUAUACUUAUGUAAUAAAAUGGGGAAAAAGGAAUGGUUUCUGUACGUAUUGUGAGUCUGUGAUUUUCAGAAGGUUUCCUAUUGCUUAAUUCUACUUGUGUAUGUAGCUAUUAAUGCUUUAAUUUUCUUUGCA
Molecule: messenger RNA, 714 nt
Organism: Sesamum indicum (sesame)
Lineage: Eukaryota; Viridiplantae; Streptophyta; Magnoliopsida; Lamiales; Pedaliaceae
Product: lipid transfer protein EARLI 1-like
Source: RefSeq, a predicted model, not a curated record